CACCUCUCAAUGAGCGGUUUGAUCGACGUUAAAUUAAUAUUUCGUUAAAAUCUACCUUGGCACUUGUUGAGAAUCGUAACAUAAGCUGUUACCGCAUUUCAUUGAAACGCGGCCAUAAAUUCAAAGCACCUCAGAGAGCUUGUGUAAACUUUGCUCCUUCACUCAUUUCAGUUACUUUUGAUCAAGUAGAAAUUACACCAUCAAAAACCAAACAAAACAAAAACACAAAACUUUUCAACUAAGCUAAACAAUGAUUGGCAAAUUAUCUGCAUGGUAUCGUGACAAUGUGUCAGAGGCUGCAGACUGUGUUGCCUGCCGCCUUAUUAGUGGCUUCGGUAUGAUUGGCAUUGGAGCUUUUGUCUUAGCCCAAGCGAAACGCCGCCAAGCGCCUUGGGAGAAUUACACAAUGAAGAGUUUGGCAGCAGUUGCUGGCUUUUUGGGAGUAGCGCGUUUGGCAGAUGCGAGUUUCCUGAAAGCAAAAGUUGCACCAAUCGAGAAACAACCAACGAAACCUGAUGGAAAUCAUCCGUUUUUUAGACGCGGCAGUUAAUUUAUCGUUUUUAAGUAAAUUUAGUUUGUUCAUUACAA
Molecule: messenger RNA, 588 nt
Organism: Drosophila albomicans
Lineage: Eukaryota; Metazoa; Arthropoda; Insecta; Diptera; Drosophilidae
Exons: 2
Coding region: 251-550 (99 amino acids)
Source: RefSeq, a predicted model, not a curated record